CCCACACACACGCACAGUUUUGAGGAAAUGGCCGUGCGCUAUCUGUCCGUCUCGAGAAGAUAUACCAUCGAUUGCUGCAGGUUGACAUCAAGUGCAUCAACCAGGUCUUUCCUAGGCUUCUUCAGCACUGCAGCGGAGCAGCGUAGUGCUGGAGAUGAUUGUCAUGGCGAUGAUGAUCACAGUCAUUCUAUGACACGUGUCAGGACGUUGGAGACGAGAGCUAAAAAACUGGAGCAGCAGGUUGAUGACCUCACUGAGAGAUACAAACGAGCCCUGGCGGACUCAGACAACGUUAGGAGAAGAACACAGAAAUUUGUUGAGGACGCUAAAUUAUUUGGGAUUCAGAGUUUCUGUCGUGACAUUGUGGAGGUGGCAGACUUGUUGGAGAAGUCUUCAGUAGUAGAAGAGAGGGAUGGAGCACAGCAGCUGUCACAAUAUCUGGCACACAUACAGGGACGGCUGCAGGAAGUGUUCACCAAGCAUGGACUGGAGAAGAUGAGCCCCAUUGGAGGCCAGUACGACCCAUAUCAGCAUGAGAUAGUCUGUCACAGACCUGCCGAGGGUGCGGAGCCUGGCACUGUAGCCGUGGUGAAACAAGACGGUUACAUGCUGCAUGGACGUACCAUUCGCCAUGCCCUUGUGGGUAUUGCUGUGAAGACGCAAGAGCAGUGACAGGGCCUUGGUUUAGUCCUCUCCUGUUUAACAACUCUUUUAUAGUGUUAGUAUGUAUGAAACCAGUGUUCUUACAUCUCUAGACAACUACACAUUUGAUUUACGUUCUGAUGUAAUGGUUAUUUAUGUGUAUUUAUGAAAUUUGUUUGGUUUUUCUUUUUUUCUAACUCUAUUCCAAUAGAUAGACCACUUUUAUUUUUUUUUAAAUCCCUAUUUACAGAUGUCUACAAUGUGCAUUUAGUGUUUGGAGGGAUUCAUAAUUGUCUUGAUGUAAAAAGACAUCAGUGUUGUGUUGUGUAACACGAAUUUGAAUGUUGAAAGGAUGUGAAAAUGCACUUUACACCCUUGUCAUGGUGGCUUCUGUAAGUGACGAGCAGAUUUGUUUUUUAAGGAAAAAAGCAAUGAAAAGAUUAUAUUGGCUGUUCUACCGUGUGUCAAGUAAAUGUCUUAGCAUUACCCAAAAAUAAACGGAGAGAUGCACAUAUGAUAUAUAUGUAUCCAAAGUGAAAAAUGUAACAUUAUUUGAGAGAUAAAAAAUAAAUAAACAUUACAAAUAUUUAUAUUUAUUUAUUUGGUUUGAAAUAGGUUGCCCUGAUAGAUUUUUGUUGUAUUGAAUUAUUUUUGUAUUAUUUGAAAUGAGAAAACGCGAGUCGUCUAAAACUAACUUUUUUACAAAUGUGUGCUUGUAAAUGUUGAAAACGAUUAGUUUUGCAUGUGAGGACUGAAUAAAAUAUUGUU
This is a messenger RNA of Triplophysa rosa, 1410 nucleotides long. RefSeq names its product GrpE-like 2, mitochondrial (gene grpel2). The record is from RefSeq and is a predicted model, not a curated record. Lineage: Eukaryota; Metazoa; Chordata; Actinopteri; Cypriniformes; Nemacheilidae. The transcript has 4 exons. Gene Ontology annotation, cellular component: PAM complex, Tim23 associated import motor. The coding region runs from base 28 to 672 and encodes 214 amino acids. Gene Ontology annotation, molecular function: protein-folding chaperone binding; adenyl-nucleotide exchange factor activity; protein homodimerization activity. Gene Ontology annotation, biological process: protein folding; protein import into mitochondrial matrix.